This is a messenger RNA of Alternaria arbusti, 387 nucleotides long. RefSeq lists its product as uncharacterized. The transcript is spliced from 2 exons. NCBI's taxonomy places the organism in Eukaryota, Fungi, Ascomycota, Dothideomycetes, Pleosporales, Pleosporaceae. The coding region runs from base 1 to 387 and encodes 128 amino acids. The record is from RefSeq and is a predicted model, not a curated record.
AUGCUCGCUGGUAUCUCUAUUAUAGAUGUGCAAGCGUCCCCAACCUUGGAAGGAACGAAAUACCGAGGCCUACACGCCACCGAGGAAAGGCUGCGAGCGUUCGACACAAUAUGGGCUGGCAUUGCGUUGCCAGAGACGCUGCCUGCCCGAGUACCAGAAGUCGACCAGAAGGUUCUUCCGGCGCAUGCUCAUAUCGAAGACCGAAACGGUGCGGGCAUGGAGCCUAUCCAACCCUCGUCUCCUCCCCCGUCGCCUGCGCUGCCGCGAAAGCGCCAGCGGAUGGGGGCCGUCAACGCAACCAUCACACUCUCAUCAGAUGUCCAGAACGAAGACCACACCGAACCAGAGCCGAGGGCCGACGACUACAUCAAAGUCGUCUGCGCAUAA